CUCCUCCUCAGAACCUGUUGUGCUGCUGCCCUUUACCUUCCUUUCCUUCGCAGGGUUCGGUUACUGGUUGUUGGGAGCUCGCCUGUUGCAUCUUGCCCCAGGGGAAGGCGGCUGGGAUGCCGGGGGGAGCUCAGAGCUGUUCAUCACACAGCCAGACCGCUGGCCACGUGUUUCCCUGCAGCUAGAGCAAGUGUUGUCUGACUCGGGGGCCCCUCCCCCAAAACAAUGUGCUGCUGCUACUGAACAUCUGGAGAGGGCAGGUCCUCCGGGUGGCUGCUGGCAUUGGAGCAGGCUAGCAGGGAGGGGGGCGCGCCCCCACUGCAGGCUCAGAGCUGGGUCCACCUAGUCCCCGGAGCCCCGGCUGUGGUGCUGCAGCUGCCCCUGCGCUCUGCCUUGCCUUCUCCGCCCCCCUUCCUCCCCUCCCCCAUCUCCCUCUCCCUCCCCUCCCGCUUUCCCCUCCCCCUCGCAGUUCUGCAGCAGUCGGGGCUGGAGCACACGCCGGCUUGGCAGGCUCUCGGGGCCGAGGAUGCGUUCGGGCUUUUGUUCCCAUUGCGCCAGGCACAGGGGCAGCUCGAGUUCAGACUCCUGCCGAAGCUUCUCCCUCUUCCCCCGCGCCGCAUCCUCUCCCCAGAUGUUCAGCCAGCCGGGGUGUUAGUGUCAGCCGUCUCUGGUGCCUGUGUGUGAACUUGCUGGCAAGGCUGCUGCCGGGAGGAGGCUGUCGAUUGAGCCGGAUUUAAAGGGGAAUUGUGCUGCAGACAAUGCUCAGCAGCAGCAUCUGGAGCAGCCCUGGGGACCCAGCUACACAUUGCUACACACCCAGCCAGGCACAAUGACAGCAGCUGCCUGGAGCGGCUGCAGGCAGCAGGCGGGAGCAUGAAGUGAAGGGAUCACUGCAGUGCUCAAGAUGAACUCCACCUUGGUUGGUAACCAGAGUGGGCGGCCAUUCUGCCUCCUGGCCAUUAGCUACUUGGAGACGGUCAAUUUUUGCCUCCUGGAAGUGAUUAUAAUAGUCUUCCUCACCGUGCUGAUCAUUUCAGGCAAUAUUAUAGUGAUAUUUGUCUUUCACUGUGCACCUUUACUGAACCACCACACCACCAGCUACUUCAUCCAGACGAUGGCAUAUGCUGACCUCCUGGUGGGUGUGAGCUGUCUGGUGCCUUCUUUGUCCUUACUCCACUAUCCCAUUGUUUUGAGAGAGUCCUUGGUCUGCCAGGUCUUUGGUUAUGUGGUAUCUGUGCUCAAAAGCGUCUCCAUGGCCUCUCUGGCUUGCAUUAGCAUUGAUAGAUACAUUGCCAUCACCAAACCACUGACCUACAAUACUCUGGUCACCCCGUGGAGACUCCGCGUCUGCAUCCUGAUCAUUUGGCUGUACUCCUGUGUAGUCUUCUUACCUGCCUUCUUUCACUGGGGAAAGCCUGGAUAUCAUGGGGAUGUGUUUCAGUGGUGCGCCGACUCCUGGUACACUGAUCGCUAUUUCACUCUCUUCAUCGUGAUGAUGCUCUAUGCCCCUGCUGCUUUCAUCGUCUGCUUCACAUACUUCAAUAUCUUCCGCAUCUGCCAGCAGCACACCAAGGAAAUCAAUGAAAGGCGAGUGCGCUUCAGCUCCCAGGAUGGGGAGGCUGGGGAGGCACAGCACUGCCCCGAUAAGCGCUAUGCCAUGGUUCUCUUCCGCAUCACCAGUGUCUUCUAUAUCCUCUGGUUGCCCUACAUCAUCUAUUUUUUGCUGGAGAGCUAUGCUGUCUAUAGAAACCACACUGCAUCCUUUUUGACCACUUGGCUUGCCAUUAGCAACAGUUUCUGCAACUGUGUCAUUUACAGUCUCUCCAACAGUGUUUUUCAGAAGGGGCUCAAGCGCCUCUCGGGAGUUGUUUGCGCCUCUUGCGCAAGACAGAGGGUAGUUAAGGACUCCUCAACCUCUAGGAGCAAAAGACCUUCCAAUGGAUGCCAUGUCUAAGGAGCAGAUCGCUGUGACUGGGAAAUGCAGGCAGUCAUGUAAAUUGCAAAAUAAGUUAAAAACAGUUUUAAGAUGCCAGGUUAGCAAAAAGGUUUCUGAGAAAUGCUGCUGACUCAAAAAUCAGGAGCGUGUAUUAUUGUUUUCACUUUAAAAUUUCAUCAUGGUGUUGGGGUAGAUGGUGUGUGACCUCCAUAUUCAUUUUAAGAAUAAAGCUGUAUCCUGACACUUUUUCUGGCAUGACUGAAUGUAGUGGGUGUGUGUGAGCUUCAGCAAAAAUGGUGUGUGGUUUUUUUUUUUACAGCUUUACGAGGCUGUUUCAAGAUUUAUGCUCACAUAGAAAUGAUUUCUCUCAAGUGGAAGUGUUACAGUAUAAUGGUGUAUUGCAGGGAUUUUUUUUGUGUAUUUCAAAGCAUAUUGACUCUGUGUGUUCUUACACUGCAAUAUAAGGGGCCAAAUGGUUUGUCUUUCAGCUCUACCUAGACAGAGCUCUAGAAUAUAGUGAAUAAUGUGAACACUUUAACAUUAACUUAAACUUGUAAUGAGCCAUGAACGCAGCAAUGUGCUCAAAACAGUGAGACACUUUUGAAAACUGAUCUGGUCUCUGUGCCCUGUUUUACCAGUAGAAUUCUUGUAUGUGAUUGGAGUACAGUAUUUAUAUUUUCCUUUUUGAACAACUUGGAUCAGACCAAAGUUAGCAGUUUAAUAAAACAUUUUUU
Messenger RNA from Chrysemys picta bellii (western painted turtle), 2670 nucleotides. RefSeq names its product G protein-coupled receptor 21 (gene GPR21). Gene Ontology annotation, cellular component: plasma membrane. Gene Ontology annotation, biological process: phototransduction; cellular response to light stimulus; G protein-coupled receptor signaling pathway. Lineage: Eukaryota; Metazoa; Chordata; Testudines; Emydidae. The record is from RefSeq and is a predicted model, not a curated record. Gene Ontology annotation, molecular function: G protein-coupled photoreceptor activity.